GUAAUUGACGGACAACUUGAUAAUACGUAUAUCCGUCAAAUCGUCCUCUACCUAGUUUUCGGUGUAUUUACUUGCUAGCAUGGUUUGAGAAUUGUUUAAAUGUCUGGCUGAAGUAUUUAAAAUACACAAAUAUACAAGGGAUACCUAUCUACACAGGCUACAGUAGCAAAAUGACAUCAAGGGGCACUCCGAGUCGAUUCCUAAAAAGCGUUCUGCAAAACGGUGUGGGUCGGUAUGUCAGUCAGUUGAAACGCAUCUCUCUCGUCUUCUCCAAGAAUGCACAAAGUUCUCUUGGUGUCAGGAACUUUAUUGAAGAUGGAGUCGUGGACUAUGCUAAAAAGAAUCCCGGAACAGUUGUGUACAUAUCCCCUACGUCUUGCCGGAUUCCCAAAAUUGUGGCUGAAUACUUGAACGGCAGCGUCCGGGAGGAGACGAUCACCUGCAAGACGUCACCGCAGCUUUCAGAGCUGCUGACCAAACUGGCCAAUCAGUCAGGCCUGGACAUCAUCCGCAUCCGCAAACCCAUCCACACGGACAGCCCCAGCAUCCAGGGCCAGUGGCACCCCUUCACCAACAGGCCCCCCAACAGGGGCCCCGUGGGGCCACAGAAACAGCAGACCAACUGAAAACACAACUGAGAACUUACACCAGCAGUCUCACGCAGCUUCGUUUGUAACCCCACAGGACUGUGCAGAACAAAUCCGUUUUUUGAUCGCUGUUUUUGUUUUCUGAUCGACCGAAUGCCUUCCUUGAAAACCUUCAGUACAGAUGGAUCUAAACAUAGUGAUGGACUGAUGAUUCUGGAACGGUGUGAUUUGGUCAUGAGCUUGCGAGCUGUUGAAUGUGGGUUUAGAUCAAAUGUUAGUUCAAAUGUGUCUGUGAUAGUCAGCCUGUGUGAGUUGUAACCUGGGUUCAUAGAAAUAAAAUAAAAACAUAAAAAUGUAUGCUUAUAAAAUCCCACUG
This is a messenger RNA of Hypomesus transpacificus, 963 nucleotides long. It is a transcript of the gene mrpl43, whose product is annotated as mitochondrial ribosomal protein L43. Gene Ontology annotation, cellular component: mitochondrial large ribosomal subunit. The record is from RefSeq and is a predicted model, not a curated record. The transcript has 3 exons. Gene Ontology annotation, biological process: mitochondrial translation. Gene Ontology annotation, molecular function: structural constituent of ribosome. The coding region runs from base 171 to 626 and encodes 151 amino acids. NCBI's taxonomy places the organism in Eukaryota, Metazoa, Chordata, Actinopteri, Osmeriformes, Osmeridae.